CCAAUCUCAGGUAUUUUGUUAUAGUAGCACAAAUGGACUAAGAUACCCAUAUUCCAAAUCUCAUCUGUCUGUAAGUCCUUGCCUUACUAAGAAGGACCUAAAGCCUUCAGAACUCUUGGGGUAAAUGCAUGCAAUUAUUUUGGGAAUUAAUCACCCAUUAUCAUAAAUCUUUUCUACUAUUAUUCUAAAUUAUUUACCUGUUUUUGGUCAACUUUCCAUGGAUUUAUUUCCUUACCUAGAUUGUAAGCUCCUUUAGAGCAGGAAUUGGGGGACUUGUAUUUCUUUUUGACUUGAACAGAGAAGGCACUCAAGCUUUUGUGGGUUUGACUGAGAAUAAAUCAGAUCAAACUAUUAUGAAAAUCAAUAAUUUCUAAAAUCAGGCAUAAUACAAAUUGCCCUUUUAAUAAACCUGGAAGCAUGACUCAGUUACAGUUAAGGCUGGCCACCUAAGGGGGGGCAUGUACUAAAUGCUCAGCUAUGGAAGGGAUAGGGUCACUCAUUUCAAACAUUUGUGACACAGUUCCAACCUUCUGUAGUUCUAUUGUGUCAGCCCAGUCUACUGACCUGGAUUUUUCUAAAACCCAGGUAGCAUGAAAAAGUUCCAAACUGGAGCUAGAUUGUACUUGUGCCAUUUCUUCUUCCAUGUUCCAGUAAAUUCUUCUCUCAGGUUGUAAAGAACAACUUCCCUGUUUACCUUUUCACCCUCAUGCCAUUUCACAUCGUCCCUCCCUGGGUCAACAUUCUUUGGGAACGCAAGAUGCCGCUCCAAUAUUAGGAUGCGUUUACUGCCCCAUCCUUCCACCUCGGAUCUAAUCAAAAGCAUUUGAAGGAAGAAUGCAGGGGAACCUGAAUUAGAAGAGCCCUAGUUCAGCUACUAAAAGGUAAGGGCUGGACGCCCGGUACUACCCUCCAACAACUCCCGAAGGGUGGAAGUUAUUCUUGGGGUGGGAUUUGGGGGAAGGCUGGGAUGAGGAAUAAAUGAUUUGGGGGAAGGUGUUAACGUAAAGGAGAAAUCUAUUCUAAGAAAAACACCGUCAGGACUUGUUACAAAGGGAAGAGUUGAACUGUCUAGACAGAGACCCCUGGCGUUUUCCGCUAUAACUGAAAGGAGCUCAGGGAACCCAGAGUGAGGUGAGGGAACCGGGGCGCGGACGGCGGGGAAGUCUCCUGAAGCAACAGCUGAAAGACUUCUCCAGGACGGAGCAGCAGCCCGCGAAAGGACCGCGGGCGCUGACCCCUGAGGAGGGGAGUCGGAAGGGAGAGGCGCGGGCUCCUCCCGGGAAGCGGAUCCAGCAUGCUCCAAGGCCACAGCUCCGUGUCCCAGGCCUUGCUGGGAACCUUCUUCACUUGGGGGAUGACGGCAGCUGGGGCGGCUCUCGUGUUUGUGUUCUCCAGUGGACAGAGGCGGAUCUUAGAUGGAAGUCUUGGCUUUGCUGCGGGGGUCAUGUUAGCAGCUUCCUAUUGGUCCCUCCUGGCCCCAGCUGUUGAGAUGGCCACGUCCUCGGGGGGCUUUGGCGCCUUUGCCUUCUUCCCGGUGGCCGUUGGCUUCACCCUCGGAGCUGCCUUCGUCUACCUGGCUGACCUCCUGAUGCCGCACCUGGGUGCGGCAGAAGACCCCCAGACGGCCCUGGCACUGAACUUUGACUCUGCGUUGAUGAAGAAGAAGUCUGAUCCCGAGGGUCCCACGCUGCUCUUGCCCGAGAGUGAACUUUCCAUCCGGAUAGGUAGAGCUGGGCUUCUUUCAGACAAGAGUGAGAACGGCGAGGCGUAUCAGAGGAAGAAGGUGGCGGCCGCCGGCCUUGCGGAGAGCCCCGCUCCGCCCGCGCCCUCCCGGGGGAGCCCGGCGCAGCCCGGGGCGGGCAGCUGGAGGAGGAUCGCGCUGCUCAUCCUGGCCAUCACCAUCCACAACGUUCCAGAGGGUCUUGCUGUCGGCGUCGGGUUCGGGGCUGUAGAGAAGACGGCAUCGGCGACCUUUGAGAGCGCCAGGAAUUUGGCCAUUGGAAUCGGAAUCCAGAAUUUCCCCGAGGGCCUGGCGGUCAGUCUCCCCUUGCGGGGGGCGGGCUUCUCCACCUGGAGAGCCUUCUGGUACGGGCAGCUGAGUGGCAUGGUGGAGCCCCUAGCCGGGGUCUUUGGUGCCUUUGCCGUGGUGCUGGCCGAGCCCAUCCUGCCCUACGCGCUGGCCUUUGCUGCUGGCGCCAUGGUCUACGUGGUCAUGGACGACAUCAUCCCAGAAGCCCAGAUCAGCGGUAACGGGAAACUGGCGUCCUGGGCCUCCAUCCUGGGAUUCGUGGUGAUGAUGUCACUGGACGUCGGCCUGGGCUAGGGCUGCGAUGCCUCGGCCCCCGGAACGACAGCACGAGGAGGCCGCCGUGGGUGGUUUCUGUGGGACCACACGCCUCUUCCUUCACAUUAAAACAGUUUUCCCUUCUCUCCUCAUCUCAUUAUCCUGAUUAACUCUGAUUUUCACUUUGCUUUCGAGGGAGAUAAUCGCUUUUCUUUGGAAUUUCAAGAUGUCGCAGAAUCACACAUUUUUGUUUUUGGCCACCGAAUGGAAUCUUUUUUCAGUGGGAUUGCCAAAAACCUAAAGAUCAGGGAAAUCUCUGCUUUGGAACCUUCGGUCUCCCCCACUGGACUUGUUGGGGACCCCUCACCUGCAGCAGCAAGCUACCCAGAGAGGUCUCCCAAGCGCUCUGGCCGAGGGACCCCGAGCCGAAUGGCCAGCGCAUCCCUCACCUGCCGUCCUGUCCCUUCCCUGCUGACUAUCGUCUACCCGCCCGGAACUCCAGAACCGAACGUCAUGAACGCGACAACCUACUUCCCAAGGCCAAGCCAGCCCAAAGAGGAAUACGCCUUCCUCUGCCUCCCCCAAGGGAGAUACUGCCUGCGAGGUGACAUGGACAACGGGAAGGAAAUCAAUCUGCUAGUCUUUUUGUAUUUUUUUUUUUCUCGUAAGGCAAAGAUUGACAUUACCGAAGUGAAGGGAAUGCAGCCAACUGUGAACACACAGGGAGCCCUGUGAAAAGCCCACGGAGUGUGGCUUUGAUAGGAAAUGUCCUCUGCUCUCGGUGGAUUCCAAGAGCAAAGUGGUUUGUCACGGUUUCCAAACCCCCUAGGCAUUUAUUUUGGUAAGUGUUAUAUAGCCUUCCUUUUUCUAAGAGACUCGGGAACACCAGCAAACUGCUAGAGGUCAAACUCUUCAUGCACUCACGGAGGGGGCCACUUACGUUAACUGAAGCGAGUGAAAGACAUUUGGAGUCUGCACUGGGUCCUUCCCUGUCGACCAUUUGGUAAUGUGUGGCCUGACCAAGGUCCCUUGAGUUGCAACAGGAGUCUAGCCAGAGGGCUUAGGAAGGAAUGAAUAGAAGGGUAGGAAAAGGAAACAAUAUUUUUACAUUUCCCUUUGAAAGUAAAUUUUAGCCAAUUUAGGCCAUUUCAUUUUAGCCAUUUCAUUCUGAAAUGAUGCUAAAAAAUGACUCGGACCAGACGAGAAGCCACCGUCCUCCUCUAUACACAUAGCUUUUCUUCCAGCCGGGGUGACGUGACCUGUCUCCUUCAGGCACAGCGAAGGCCAGCCGUCCUCAUGGGUCAGAGGCGCACGGGGCACUUUGCCGGGCUCUGCUGAGAAGGCAGGCAGCCCAAGAGCCAGGUAUGCAGGCGCUGUGCAGUCGGUGCUGCUCUCUGAGUUUACAUGUCCAGUUGCUUCCAUGGGUGACUCUCCUGCUCUGUGAACGCUCCAGGACCCCAAAGGCCAACCCUGGGCUGGGUCUGUGUAUGUUCUUCCGAAAGCACCGAUGAUCAAAAUUGAAGACACGUUCAGAGGUUUGAUUGGGCGAGAAUAACUGGUGUGGUGGUUGGUGUAUGAGUAUGUUUUAAUUGUCAUGUCUUUGUAGUAUGUAGUUCCACAUAAAGCAGAUUGUGCUUUCUGAUGGAUAAGACCUCAUAACUGUGAUAAACAUCAAUAAAGGGGAUAUUGUUGUGGAU
This is a messenger RNA of Microcebus murinus (gray mouse lemur), 3981 nucleotides long. It is a transcript of the gene SLC39A11, whose product is annotated as solute carrier family 39 member 11. NCBI's taxonomy places the organism in Eukaryota, Metazoa, Chordata, Mammalia, Primates, Cheirogaleidae. The record is from RefSeq and is a predicted model, not a curated record. Gene Ontology annotation, molecular function: zinc ion transmembrane transporter activity. Gene Ontology annotation, cellular component: membrane. Gene Ontology annotation, biological process: zinc ion transmembrane transport.